CUUAUAAGAUUUACCAAGCUUAAUCACCAGAGAUGAAAGAGCUCUUAAAAAACAUAAAAAAAAAAAAAACAACAACCAGGAAACAAUUAUAAUAAUAAUUAUAGAGAAUCUUAUUACAUCUAGAUUUACAUCUAGAUCUAAUGUAGACUACAAUCUAGAUCUUUAAUAUGGAAACCACUAGACAGAUGAAUCUAGACUAGUCUAGAUACUAGAUCUGUAAUGGCAAUGCUAGCUUUGAUGACACCUUACCAAAACAUGUCUUGGAUUAAGACAAUAUUGCUGAUGUUUUUAAUAACCAUUGUGCAUCAGUCCAAUGAGUAUGGCGAGUUAGACUUAACGAAUGAAGAACAAUCGUCACUGGGUGUUUAUGGUGAAACCUAUUACUUAGUUGGAGAAGAACUGAAUUUAGUUUGCAAUAUAUCAAAGGUAUCUUUUGACAAUGGAGACUGCACAGCAUAUACUUUGCAUUUUAAUAAAAAGCAAACUAAAAUUGCAAAUGGUGACAAGACUCAUAUUAACUCAAACUACAUUAAAGUAGAGAAUAAUUUUACAGUGGUUCUCUCCAUUCCAAACUUGACUAUUGAUCAUUAUAAUGAAUAUGAGUGCUGUUCUGGUGAUAAUGAUUGUGGAUGUAAUCCAUGGGAAACGAAUGAUGAAUGUGGAUGUAUUGGGUCAGAGGACAUAUAUAUCCAAUAUGGUCCUCAACCUGUGGUAAAUGUUACUUGCAUUGUUGAUAAUUGGACUGUAAAUUUGUUUUGUACCUGGCAACAUCCUGUGCCGUAUAACAUGGAUCUUAAUGAUACCAAGGUUUCUGUCUAUGAAAACAGCUCUUUAGUGUGUUUUGGUCAACUUUUGAAAGAGUGCUCAUGGCCAGCUAAUACAUUUGUUAUUAAAGACAUUUACAACAUAACUAUUACUGUUACUAAUACUGAAAGGAAUAUCUCAGCAAGCUCCUUUACCUCUGUUCACAGAAUGGACAAUGUGAAACCUGCACCUGUUAAUGAUUUGAAAAUAAUUAACUUAGAAAAUGGAUGUUUGAAUUUGUCUUGGAUGCACGAGUCAAAGGAGUUAAAAAGAUUUAAAAUUCUCUCUAAAGAAAGUGGGCAACCUCUAGAGCCAUUGACAGAUAACUUGACAGUUGAAUACUUUGAAAAGUGUAAUGUCAAACUUCAGACACAAUACUCAUUUUGUGUAAGCACAUUCCCAUUGGGGAGUGAUAAAGGCUUUUGGAGUGAUGAAAAAUGUGUCAACAUCAUCCCAACAGUUGUAGCUAUUCCAUCACUUGGACCAAAGAACAGCAGUUAUACAGUUUCUGAAGUACAAAAUGGCUCUUAUAAUAUCCAAAUCUAUUGGCAGAAACCUGAGACAAAUGAUUUUAUCACCAACUACCUCAUUACACAAAAUGGUCAACUUUUAGCUAAUGUUACAGCUGAAACAUACACAGCUUCAGUACAACUUAACUGUAACUGUAACCACACCAGGUUGGAGCUUUUUGCUGCUAAUGAAAAAGGACAAUCUAAAUAUCCUUCAAAAUUACUCCUCCUUCUGAACAUUGAUGUUCCAACUAGAGUCAAAACUUCAUUUUCUAUUGAAGUAAAUAAUGGUCUGAGAGCAGUUUGGGAUACAGAUGACAAAAUGGCUUACUCAGUAUACUGGUGCAAAGGAAAAUAUCCCAUUUGUGAGGAACAAAUCAAUUGGACAACACUGUCAUUGCUAAGUACCAGUUAUGCACUUCCUAACUUGGAGAGUGACCCUGGUCUUUAUAUAUAUGGUAUCAGUGUAUUGAAAGAUGGUAAUUGGUCAAGUAUUUAUUGGACAAGCUGUUUGUAUCAUUUAAAUCCAUCAUCAGUUCCAGCCCCCAAUGUUAAUGUCAACCCUUAUGAGAAUUAUAUGAUUGUUAAAUUCAGUUUGGAAUGUUCUUAUGACAACAGAGUCAAACUAACAAGCUAUAGUAUCCAGUACUGUGUGCAGAUAAAAUGUAAUGAUCCCAUGCAGGUGAAAACCUUGUCAGUCUCAGCGAAAGAGUCACAGUUAGCCAUCAACUCACUUAGUCCCAAAACUUUUUACCAGAUAACUGUGAGAGGAAUAAGUGGUAACACCACUGGUCUAGAAGCUGUACUGGAAGUAGCAACUAAGGAGGCCAGUGUGGAACAAACUUGGAUUGUGGCAGCUGUCCUUGGACCAGUUUGCCUUUUGACUUUGAUAAUUGUUUCUGUCAUCAUGUUUAGGAAAUGUCAUCGGUCUAAGCAGAAGGCUAAUAUGUACCUUCAAUCUGAAGAGUUUUCUUAUGACAAAAAGAAUUCUCAAGCUUUGCAGCCUGUGAAAGUAAACGACUCAUAUCCUUUGAAUGAAAGAAUCUAUGAUUCUUCAAAAUCAAACAGUUCUAGACAAUCUCCUCCCAAUACUUCUAACAGUGCUUAUUUAAAAAUUACAUUGGCUUCAUCUGAUACUGACAAUGUCAAACCUUUCCAGCAAAUGAACAAGCCCCCUGCUGAGAUGGAACUUAUUGAAAUAAGUGUUGGAUUAAGCAAAACUAAUGACUCACAAGUGACUAGCCCUACUGAAAAAACUUGUGUGAGCAGCUGUGAAACGAAAGCUUUUCAACUGUCCAAUACUAAAAUAGAAUCUAUUGCUUUUGUUGACAAUGCCAAAUCUGUACAGAAUGACAAAUCCCCAGGAGAGGAAAUACAUCAUGGCAAUUCUAUGACUUCAUGUCCUAACCAGAACCUGUUGAACUUGACUAAAGAACCACAUGUAAACAAUUCUCCUGCCACCAGUUCAGACCCAUACAUGAAAAUGGAUUAUAUUCCUGUACCUGGCAAUUGUAAGUCAGUUCAUGCAAGUGAUCAGCUCUCUUCAACAAGGACACCACAUGAAAACAGUGAUGUUUCACUUUGUAGUUUUAUGGAAGAAACAUUUUCACCACAAAUAAAUGUGGAAGCUGAUUCCAGUUUUUAUUCUGACCAAUCAGAUGAUAGUCUUAAAAUACCUUCCUUUUUGAACAUUAAUCCAUCAUCAGACUGAAAUCCAUACUGUGCACUAAAUUAUCUACUGUUUGUCUUACUUAUAGAACAGCACUGGGUUUUCCAUUGACACUUUUCAUCUGCAGAUCAGGUUUUUAUUUCUGUCUUUUUUAUUUACAGAUGGAAUCCUCAUCACUAUUGAUAUUAUGUAUGGAAAUCCAAAUGUUCUUUGUUGUACAUAAUAAGUCUCUGCUUGUCCAUAGAAGUGCUGAGUUCAUUUUAGAUGCUUAUACACCUACUCAAUUUUUCUUCCUGUACACAUUGAUAAUUGAUUUUUACUUUUCAUUGUUGAUAUUUUAAAACUGCAAAAUCAAUACUCAAUUGUAUAAUAUAUACUAUAAAAAAUAUUAAUUAGCUGAGAAGUUAUUAAGUUGUGACCUUAGUUUCAACUAAUACUUGGUAGAGUUAACAGACUAAUAACAUGGUGUGCACAAUUUUCUAAUUUUCCAUUUUUUUUGUUUUUGUUUUGUUCACCAAUAUAACUUUUAAAAAAUGAGAUACUUUUAUACACUUUUUUAGACUACAAAUAGAAGUAUUAAUUUUUUGAGAUGAGAAUAAUCCCUGUCAUUUAAUAUCCUUGGUAUAAACAUGUUGUCCCCAGGCUCUUUAUCCCCUGACAUCUCAUCCCCUGGCAUUUCAUCUUUUAUGCAGCUUUGUUUAAUACUGAUUUCAAAUCAUUGAAUUGAAGUAAGCCAUCCCUACUCAUUUCAUCUAAUAAUUUUAAAACUGUAUUGCCUGCUAGGGCUUUACAAAUGUCUUCCAAACUCAUUUCAUGUAAUAGUUUUAAAGGAUAUAUUUUGUGGAUAUUUUCAACCUAUUCUUACAUUGUGACUACCUCUCAAAUUCAGCAUCUUAUCUACAACAGAUAAAUUAUUAGGACUAGCUAGUAUAAAAAGAAGAGGGGUUUCCUUUUUCUUUUUACAAAGCUUCUAUCAACUCACUCUGUCUGGCCAAAGGUUUGUACACUUUAUUUCUCCAAUACCCAAUCUCGGAUGAAGCUAAAAUUUUGCACAAUAAAAAUAAAAAUUAACCAAUUAGUUAAUCAACUAUUAGUAAUAAAUUAUUUUGUUUGGUAAAGCAAUAGUACUUGACUGAAGUGGUGGUAUAAACUGAAUCCUUUAUUUUAGCUCGUCUUCUGAGUGAACACAAACAUGAAAUAGAAGCAAUAGAUAGCUAUACAAUCUUCCAUGUUUAUAGACUCUUCACUAGCAGAGUGAUACCGCAUUAGCUUGAGAAGGCUUUAGCCCACGAGUUUGAAUUCAGGUUUUUCCCUUUUUAAAAAAAACAAAACUUUUAAAACCCAGAUGAUUAGUUUUUCCUCCCCCUUUCCAACUGGUCCAGCCAAGUGAUAGGAUCAUAGCGUAUAUUGAGAAAGCUAAAAGCAUAAAAUUGCUCUAAAGAAAAACAAUUGGUAAAAAGUAUUUUUUAUCUCACAGAUUUUUUACAGUUAGUCUAGAUCUAUUACAAAUUUAAUUACAUUAAUUAAAUUAAUUUAAUUUAAUUACAUGACUGAUCCAAACUAAUUAAUACACUUAAUAUAAGCUUUGUUUUUUUAAAAAGUAUUUUUUUUUUUUUCUUGUUUAAUGUUUGACUCAAUCUUCCCUUUCCUAGUGAACCAAAAGAGUGUGGUAAUAGCAUUGGGGUAGCAAACAAAUUUUUAUUGAGAAAUUACACAUUCUUUAUGAAUAUUUAAUUAAUAAUCUGUAUAUGCUAAUGAAGAGAUAAGUCUUUAUUAUAAUCUUGAGAUCAUUGCAUUAAUUAUUUUUCCCGUAGAUCUUAAUAAUACUUAUCUAAAUGCACUGUUUGUUUUUUUUCAUUUUGUUCAAAAUAGAACUUAUAUUGAUUAUGGCAAAAAUAGAACUUAUAUUGAUUAUUGACUAUAUAAAUUCUUGUAUUUAUGCAUUACUUUUAUGUCCUGUUUCUUUGAGUUAUUAUUCUUAUAGUUCACAUUUCUUGCAGUAAAUGACCUGAGGAUGAAGUAAAAAGAAUAUUUUUGUCAUUUUCAUGAUGAUUAGUGAUGUAAGUUUAUACUUAAUCGUGACUAUAGUUGAUAAUGAUUCUAUUUUGUACAUUUGGUAAACUUGUUUUGUAAUAUUUAACUGUUUUUAUUUUUUAAACAAGACCCUUUACACAGGUUACAAUCCUCUUAUAGAAAAACUGUCUCUAUACAGAUUGAUAGUUUAGUGCCUCUAAAGGUUUUAUGUCUGUAAAUAGUUAUUUUGUUUUAAAAUUGUUUAAAGUUUUGUUUUUAAAUUUACCUCAAAAUUAAAAACCUUUUUACUACUACUAAUAAUAAAAACACAAAAUGGGCAGCAGCUUUUUCCUUUAAAGAGGUUGUUUUUCACUUUUGAGAUUCACUGUUAAUCAGCCAAAAUGUUUGAUGUAAAUACAUGUUAUUUAUUUUUCAUUCAAAUGUUUACCAUAGUUUAACUGACCGAAAGUAAAUUUAAACUUGAGAAUAUUGUAUUGAAGCUACUCAUAAGCUCCUCAGUUCAGUCAGUGUAAUGUAGUUUUAGCAAAAACAAAUUCAGUUACUUCUUGUUUCAAUUUAUUUCAUUUUUGCUUAGCAUUCCAACAUUAAUAUUCAUUUUGUUGGUCAAUUGUUUUACAACACUUUGUAUUGUCUUUGUUGGUCAGUGUUGUACACUGUUAUAUGUGUAUUAUUUUUGGAGAUUAUAAGGUUGACUUGUUCAAAUUAUUAUUUUUUUUACAUUUUUUGAAAAAUGUGCUCAACAUCAGCAUUAGCUUUAUUCUAAACUUGAAAUCAAUCAAUUAUUUUUUUAGUAAAAUACAAACAUGAAUUUGCACAAUUUUUGUUUUCCUUCUGUUGAACAUAUGCUUUCAUAUUUUGAAAUUGUCAUGGAAAGAUUCAAAUGUUGUUGUUAUGUUUCCUGAUAAAUUGUUGCUAUCAUUGAUGUGCAAAGUUUUUUCUUAAACAUUUGAUAUUACACAUGUUAUUAGUAAGUUGUUAAUCUACUCAUCAGCAAUUUUUUUCUUGCUUUUAUUUACUAAAAACAACCUUUUUUUUUUAUUAAUCAUCUGUAUGUUUUUUCAUUUUUUUUAAAAUUGUGAAAUUAACCUUGACCUGCGUUCCAGUGUCUUCAUGGUCAUGAAAUAAAAAAAAAUGCCUUAAUUCAUUAAAAAAUAGUUUUUAAGCAUUUA
Messenger RNA from Biomphalaria glabrata, 6185 nucleotides. RefSeq lists its product as uncharacterized. Gene Ontology annotation, molecular function: protein binding. The record is from RefSeq and is a predicted model, not a curated record. Lineage: Eukaryota; Metazoa; Mollusca; Gastropoda; Planorbidae. The transcript is spliced from 17 exons. The coding region runs from base 220 to 3024 and encodes 934 amino acids.